Messenger RNA from Plectropomus leopardus (leopard coralgrouper), 3931 nucleotides. RefSeq names its product platelet-activating factor acetylhydrolase 1b, catalytic subunit 2 (gene pafah1b2). Gene Ontology annotation, molecular function: platelet-activating factor acetyltransferase activity. The record is from RefSeq and is a predicted model, not a curated record. NCBI's taxonomy places the organism in Eukaryota, Metazoa, Chordata, Actinopteri, Perciformes, Serranidae. Gene Ontology annotation, cellular component: cytoplasm.
CUCGGCCCUCUCCUCUGAUGAGACGGUCUCUGUGGUUUGCCUUCUUGACACACCUUUUGUUGUCUCGUCUAGCUUGAUUCUCAGGCGGCUAACGAUUGCUAACAAGCAUCCUCCGCCCCGACUACCCGCCGGAGGUUUAGUGAAGUUCGGGCAAAAAGAGUUACGCUGAAACCGAGCUAGCCGAGGAGUGACGGCCGACACCCUGCCAGGUAGUUUGUCUCGUAAAGAUGAGUGGUGAUGAAUUGAACCCAGCUGCAGUUGCUAAACCAGUAGAGGAUGUGCAAGGAGAUGGACGAUGGAUGUCACAGCACACAAGAUUUGUGCAGGAGUGUAAGGAUGCUGAACCAGAUGUGCUUUUUGUGGGCGAUUCUAUGGUACAACUAAUGCAGCAGUAUGAGGUCUGGAGGGAGUUAUUCUCUCCUCUUCAUGCGCUCAAUUUUGGCAUCGGUGGGGACACCACCUGUAAUGUGCUGUGGAGGCUGCAGAACGGAGAGCUGGAGAACAUCCGUCCCAAGGUGGUGGUGUUGUGGGUAGGAACCAACAAUCAUGAACACACAGCAGAGCAAGUUGCAGGAGGAAUUCUUGCUAUUGUGCAGCUGCUCACCUCUCGCCUCCCCAAGGCAAAGAUAGUUGUACUGGGUUUGUUGCCCCGAGGGGAGCGACCCAACCCACUGCGGGAGAAGAAUACGGAGGUUAACGCGUUCCUGCGCUCCUGGCUGCCCCGAGUGAACCAGGCUCAGGUCCUGGAUGUGAGCGGUGAGUUUGUUCACUCUGACGGAGCCAUCAGCCCGCAGGACAUGUUUGACUUCCUCCACCUGACGUCGACGGGUUACCGCACCUUAGCCAAGCCCCUCAGCGACCUGCUGCUGCAGAUACUGGAGGAGACGCCGGAGGAGAGACGGGCGUCGCUGGUAUGAGGGGCCGUCGCCGAGCAGCACGUUUAUCCAGAGGCAUGUCUCACCCGCUGCUGUGGGGAGACGGGGGAGACAUGUCGCUGGUAUCUGGAGGAGGAAGGGCUCACUCAUAAGGGGGGAGAGGCACCCUGAUGUGAGUGGGCCCAGGAGGGAGUGGGAUCACAUUCAUGAGGAGGGUUGGGUGUGGAGAGGUGCUGAGGAGGGAGAGAGACCUCACUACAGACGUAGACACUGUGAUUGCAGUAGUAACCUCUAUUGCAAAAGGAUUUACAAAGGUCAGACUACUCUGAGUCAUAGACAGAUAUACUGAGAUCACAUGGGACUGCAGCGGCACACACACACAGAUUAAUCUUGGCCUGUGGAUAAAACGAGUGUUUCCCUCUGUCAGCUGUGCCACGGAGAUGUGAAACAAAUAGAUCCAAUUUCUCCAUCCGUGUUUGGUCUGAUGUCAACAAAACGGUUUGCUGUGUAGCUUCUCUAUUAACACGUGAGAAGUCCAGCGCACAACAUACUCACAGAAGCCAGAGCAUUAUCCAACACUGAAUAUUUUUACAAGUCUGACCAGUAUGCCGCACAGCAGUGGUUCCCAACCAAAAGUGUUGUAAGAAAAACAUUACGGGUGACAUUCAAGGGAUAGGAUGAAAAAAAAAACAUCUCUGUUACACAAAAUUUUGUUAAUAUUUUUUCUUUCUUCUGAUACACUGAAUACUUUCACCUCUCUAGGCUUCUAAAAAUCACUCUUUGGUGUGAAAUUGUGUCCUUAAAAAGUUGGGAAUCACUGCUGAGAUGCACACUUUGUAUUGCAGUGUUUAAAAAACUCUCACUACUGGACGAUUUUGCUUAAAGCAUAAUCCAGCGAAGCAAAUGUCACAUAAAAUAAUUUACCCAUAUUUACUAUGAUACAUUUGUCUUUCCACUUCGUGUGUGUACUAUUUCAUAUACUCAAAACAAGGAGCACUUAUUCUGCUAAAUGUUUACUAUUGAACUCAAGUGUGUAGCUAAUUAGAUGUCUUUUUAAACUGUUCAUGAAUAUAAAACAGAUCAGUGUAUAUGUGGAGAGCGAAGUACUUUUCCGCAGACCACACAUACAGCUGAUCACUAAACCAUCAACAAUACAACUUAAACCUGAUGCUGCACGCACGCUGUAAGACGAGCCUCGGCUUCGAUGUAAAAUCAGCCAGCGCUUCUGUAUUAAAUGAUCAGUCAGAAUCAUGUAUUCAUACAUAUUCAGUGGUGAUGUUAGACCGUCUGAUAAUCCAAAACACCCCUGAUCCCUGAUCCCUGAUCCCUGAUCCCUGAUCCCUGAUCCCUGCUGCCUGCGCGCUAAACUUCCACCACACCAGGCAAGUGCGUUCACAUUUUACUUGCAGAAUUACAGAUCAGCAUUUGGGUCCAAAUAAAUAGAAUGUGACGUUUUAUUUUAAUGUCUACAAAACAAGUAGGUUAGAAAUUAUUUUAAUUAAUUUAAUUUUGCUGAACUAAAGCCGAGAAGCUUUUGAAAUUGUGUUUAACGACUUCCUGGGUAUCUAUGGAAGGACAUUUUUGAAAGGGACAAUAUUUCAGUGCAGAGUCCUGCACAGCUAAUUUUCAUGAACCACUCCCGAACCAAAAGCGUGACGUGCAAUACUGUACCCGCCCGACCCUAAAAUGCAAAUCCUAUAAUUACCAUGCCCUGCACAAAUCUUUCAGUUUGGCAACACCCUUAGAAUGAUCAUUUUGAAACAUCUCAUGUGUGAAACUUUGAUAUUUAAAAGUGAAUAUAAUUCAGGAAAAAUAUACAAUUUAAAUGAAUAUUUUUUGCUUAUUUUCAAAGUAUUAAGCAGCAUUUCACCACAGUUAACAUUGCCUGUAAGUAACGCACCUGUUGGAAGCAGUUAUUUUCCAGCUGGUGCAGAGAACAGCCGACAGAAAAAAAUGUCAGCAGGGGAUUUAAACAAAAAACAAAAUUACUCUAAAUGAUUUAUAUGUAUUAAUCAUCCAGCUCCUGCAAUCCAUGCAUGUUCCUUUUUCCCUCCCAGAACCAAACCAAAAAUAAAAUUUAGACAAAAAAUACCACACGCCGGGCACCUGCGGGUACCCAGCCGGGUGCAGGACUGUGUUCCAGUGUCAUGAUAAAUGUGUGCGUAUUAUUUUUUAGUCCAACAGUGCACUUAAUUUGAUUUUUCAAAACAAAGUCACAACACCUGAGAUAAUCUGGUUUCCUCUCCUCUUGUUUUGACAUCACAUUGCUAAUGACAACACCAGUUAUUCCUUACCAAAACAGACACUUGUCUCUGCGUCUCUAUCUCACAGUAAUCCAUCCAGAUAUUUAGUCUGACACUUCAACUAGCACAGGCUCUCUCUCCCUCUGCCUCCUUAAUACAUGAACAUACAGCUUAUUCCCUUAGAAGCACCUCUUUAUUCCGUUUCUCACCUCCUUUUUAAAAUUUCUCCCCCUAUUGUGUUUGUAGUCAACUUUCACCCUGCCCUGCCACCCUGAGCCCUGACAUCUCUACAUGAUGUAGUUACUGGAUAUUUUUAGAAAUAAAAAGUAGCCACGUGGUUAAGCUACCGAACACAGCUAUACUAAAUAUUGUCACGCUAAAUGCUUAAAAGCAAUCACAGGUCAUGUAAAGAUACCCAUUCGUCUGUGAGCUUCUACUGUUUCUUCAUGGCUCGGCUCAAAUUGUGGCUGAGAGUCUCUUGUCGAGCAUCAGAUUAUCCGACGUUACUGCUGUCUUAAGCUCUGCACAUUUGCGUGCUGUGUUAAAUAUAAAUAGUGUAUAUGUGUGUGUGCCUUAAGUGUUAAUGGGGACGGUUGUGUACAGUAUGUCUGGUACUGGAUUGUGUAAGUUGGGGCGUGUGAGUGUCUAGAAGUGACCCCAGUUGUAUAUAAGACGAGAAGCUUGAUGAAAUGAUGUUUGAAGGGGGUGCAGUUUGUGGGAGUCUGUGUUUGGUGCGAUACAGCAUUUGCACUGAUUUGGCUCGUUGUCACAUUAUUGAGGUAAAGCAUUCCAAUAAAAAAAAACAACAAGGAA